AUGGCAGAUCCAGCAACUUUCAUUGCUAGCUGGAUAACUCCCUCUUCCCUCUUCAUCUUCGUUAACCUCAUCAUAGGAAUGGUAGCAAUCACUUCUCGCUUCACUCCCAAAAACCACGAUCACCACCACCAUCAUCUUGUUCGUUCACCCUCCCUUCUCCAGCGAGUUAGGUCCUUCAAUCUCACUCACUACUAUAGCCAUCACGACCAAGAGUGCACUCAGCCCCAACUUGUUCCAACACCCUCAGUAUUGGAGCGACUCUCGUCCUUCAAUCUCUCCUUCCACAAACACGAAUCCACACAUGCACAAACACAAAGCGUCCAAUCCGAACAUUCCGAAACUAAAACCCCGGAACUGAUUCCGACACCCUCGCUGUUGGAACGACUCACGUCUUUCAAUCUUUCCUUACAAGAACAAGAAUCCACAGAUGCACAAACACAAGGCGUCCAACCUGAACACUCCGAACCUAAAACCCCGGAACUGAUUCAGACACCCUCACUGUUGGAGCCGCUCACGUCUUUCAAUCUUUCUCAACACAAACAAGAACCCACGCAUGCACAAACACAACAAGUGCAAGCCGAACCCGAACAUGAACAGCCGGAACUGGUUCGGAGUCCCUCGCUCUUGCAGCGGCUACAGUCCAUAAACCUGUCGCGUCUCUACAGAUCGGAGUCCACGCACGGACAGGAUCCGGAUUUAGGGGAUCCGGGUCGGGGGUCGGGUAAGGCGGAGAUGCGGAAAUCGGCGAGCGAGAGGGGGGGUCGGAUAGAGCGCGAGGAGGAAGAUGAGGUAGAGAGGCGGAGACCGAAAACGGCGAGGGCUGAGACGACAUCGUGUAAAGAAGACGAAGAGGUGGACGCCAAAGCUGAUGAUUUCAUCAACAGGUUCAAGAAGCAGUUGAGGUUGCAGAGGAUUGACUCUCUUCUCCGUUACCGAGCAGGUAACUGCUGA
Sphenostylis stenocarpa is the source of this 951-nucleotide messenger RNA. The record is from the annotation of a GenBank genome assembly. Lineage: Eukaryota; Viridiplantae; Streptophyta; Magnoliopsida; Fabales; Fabaceae.